AUGUCCAUCUCGUCUCGUCUCCAACAAAUUCUCGAUCUACAAAAAAAGGGAGACAUUGCCAAUGGUCAUUCCAUUCUUGUUCAAAUGACCCGAGAAGCUCGUUCCACUGAUUUCCAAAAAGAAUUACUCGAUCCAGCAUCGGAAGCACUUGAUGAUUUGUGUUUAAUGCUCUCCAAUAAGGAAAUGAAUUUUAAAUUUAUUGUUGUGAAUAUUUUAGCAACAGUGGCAAGUUUGAAUCCAAAAUUAUGUCAAGAAAUUGUAAAGAGAUCGGAUACCGUUGAUGAAAUGAUAUCCAUUGCUCGUGAACAUAAGAAUAUGAUUCAACCGGUGAGAGAUGUGACUGCUUUUUUGAGAAAUGCUGCAUUGACAGCGGAUAACAAAUCCACUCUCACUCGAUUCAAGUGUCAUGAAAUGGCAGCCACUUUACUCGCUCAUUAUUUAAAGAAUGUGAAACAAGCAGAGUUUGCAUUGGAUAAUUGUUGUGCUAUUUUGGCAUUACUUGUGAAAAACGAUGGAGAGUUAGCAUUUAUGGUUGGAACCACUCUCAAUGUCAUUCCCAUGUUAAAAACAAUAUUAUCUGAUGUGACUCUUCAACAAGAAGCCAAAGAAAAGACCAAUCCAAGUGCUCAACGUCUCGUAAAAUCCAUUUUACAAUUGUAUCAAUAUUUAUGUCACUUUUCAAAUGGUAAUCACAAAACGUUGGUAGAAUCAGGAGGUCAUGUUGUUCUCUCAAAUUUAAUUGGAUUGUAUCAAUCUUGCUUUGAAGAAGCAUCAACAGCUGCCUCUAAAGUUUUACACAUUAUUGGACAAACACAUUUAAUUUCAAACGCAGGAGGAAGUCCAGCAUUGAAUGAAGAAUCCAUUACUGGAAUUGUGAAUGAUUUGAAAUCUGGAAUUCCUGCCAAACAAAAGAAGGCAUGUGAAUUGUUAUGGGAAGCAACCGAAGAAGAUGAAAACAUUCCUCCAUUUGUAAAUUCUGAAAUUCCUGACUUGUUGAUUGGUUUGUUGGAGAGUGAAUAUUUGCAAAUUUUAGAGCCAUCUACUGGAGCACUCUCGAAUUUAGUUCGUGAUCCUGCUGUACUUGUCAAGAUGGCUUCCAAGAAAAUUCUUUCCAUUCUCUCUGCAUUUAUCAAACAAGAAACAAGCUCAAAAUUAGUUCUCAAUGCAGUCGCCAUUUGUGUCUAUAUUGGUAACUCGAGAACACUCUUAGAAAGAUUGAGUGAAAUUAAUUUUGCUUCGAUUUGUUCUCAAACCUUUGAUCGAUUCUUCCAAAUGAUUGAAAUCAAAGAAGUUGGACAAGUUGAAAUUCAAAUAUUGAUGGCUCUUUUGAAAUUAUUCUCUAACUUUGCAAGAACUAAAAUCUCAGCCAUUGAAUUGAAAGAAACUGGAAUUGUGGAUACCAUGUUACGUGUCAUUAUGAAAGAACCUACUCGUCAAAACUUUGAAAUUAGAAAAAGUUCAUGUGAAACUUUAUACAACUUGUAUAAUGUCGACGAAAUUAGAGAUUAUAUUGAUAGUAUUGAAGGUGCCAUGGGAUACAUGACAGACAUGAUUGGAAUGAUUGAUUUAUCAAAUUGUGACCGAAUUCUUAGUAUGAAAAAUAAUGGAGCCACUGAAGAUGAAAUUAGACAAGCACUCGAUGAUGACAAUGCUUCAUUUAAACCCAUUGAUAACGAUGCUUUCAAAUUGGCAAGCUUUGAUGAUGAUGAUUCGGAUGAUGAUGAUUCGGAUGAAGAUUACGAUGAAGAUUUGGAAGGUGAAAUUACUGAACUCAGACCUUCGACCGAUGAAGAAUUACUAGUCUCAGAAUUGGAACCUGAAGAUGACGAAGAUUUGAAUGAAUUACAACCCUCUGAAUUGGAACCUGCAGAUGACGAUGAAUUGCAGCCAUCUGAAUUAGAACCAGCGAGUCUUGAUAGUGAACCUGAAGAACUCGAAGCUUCUGUUCUCGAUGAAGAAUUGGAAUUACAACAAGAAAUGGAACGUCGAAUGCGUGAAGAAGAAGAAGAAAACAAACGUAAAGAAGAAGAAGAACGUAUUAAGAAUGAAGAAAAAGAGAGACGUAAAGAACAGAGACGUCUCCAACGUAAAGAAAAGAGAAUUAAGGAAAUGAAAGAAAAACAAAAAGAAGAAGAAGAGGAAGAAAAGAAGAAGGAAAAACGAGCUGCUAAGAGAAAAGCCAUUUCUCGUGAAUUACUUUCCACAGAAGAAUCGUAUGUGAAAGCUUUGGAUGCUUGUCGUAAGAUUUAUAUGGAACGUAUUGUGACAGCACCAAAAACAAUCAUUCCAAAAGACAAAUUUGAUGUCAUUUUCAAAGACAUUGAUUUGAUCUAUAAGGUCAAUUUUGCAUUUUUAACAAAACUCAAAGCUCUAUUCCACAAUGAAGAAGAUUUAUGGGAAAAUGUGGAAUACAAGAUUGGUGAGCUUGUUCUUUCGUAUGCACCAAGUUUUAAGACUUAUUGUUCCUUUGUGAAUAACUAUGAUCGAGCAGAAGCCAUGAUGUUUGCUUGUAUUAAGCAGUACAAGCCAUUUGCUGACUUUUUAGAUCAAAUUUCAAAUGAAUUGUUAGAACAAGGUUUUCGUCAGACAGAUUUGGGAUCUUUCUUGAUUCAACCUGUACAACGUUUGCCACGUUACAACCUUCUUCUCACCGAUCUCAUGAAAAACAGUGACAAUACUGAAUCUACAGGAUAUAAAAUUCUAAAGAGAGCUCUCGGUGAGGUUCAAUCCAUUACCAACUUUGUCAACGAAGCUAAAAGAGGUGUUGAAUAUUUGGCAAUGGCCUCCAAGUUGUUGGAAAAAUUGCAACUUUCUCUGCCAGACAAUCCUGACAGAAAAUGGAUUCAUACUGAGAAAAAACUUCGUGGUUAUGUUUAUGAGAAGAGAAAAGAAUUGGCCACAAAGAAUAAGGCCCCUUACAUUGUUGCCCUUCAUAUCUUGAGCGAUUAUGCAAUUGUUAAGAGAAAGAAAGGACCAAUGUCCAACAAGGUGCAUGUGUUCAAUUUGAAAUAUACUAGAAUUAGAAGAAAGGCAGCAGAUAUGGAUAAGGAUGGUUUGUCAAUGACUUUGGAAGAUGAAGAGCAAUCUAAACUUACACCACCUGCCAUGGAAUUUGAGGUAAAAUUCCCAAGCAAGGAAAUGAGAGAAGAAAUAUUGACAAAGAUGACCAACAUUCAUCUCGACUUGUUGAGAUAA
Naegleria lovaniensis is the source of this 3195-nucleotide messenger RNA. RefSeq lists its product as uncharacterized. The transcript is spliced from 5 exons. The coding region runs from base 1 to 3195 and encodes 1064 amino acids. NCBI's taxonomy places the organism in Eukaryota, Heterolobosea, Eutetramitea, Acrasida, Naegleriidae. Gene Ontology annotation, molecular function: protein binding; guanyl-nucleotide exchange factor activity. The record is from RefSeq and is a predicted model, not a curated record. Gene Ontology annotation, biological process: intracellular signal transduction.